Mytilus trossulus (common blue mussel) is the source of this 1103-nucleotide messenger RNA. RefSeq names its product lambda-crystallin-like. Lineage: Eukaryota; Metazoa; Mollusca; Bivalvia; Mytilida; Mytilidae. The record is from RefSeq and is a predicted model, not a curated record. Bases 120 to 1076 code for a protein of 318 amino acids. Gene Ontology annotation, biological process: fatty acid metabolic process. The transcript is spliced from 6 exons. Gene Ontology annotation, molecular function: L-gulonate 3-dehydrogenase activity; NAD+ binding.
UAAGAGUGUGUCGUUAUCUUUAUACAGUGUGAAUAAUGUUCAGAUUUGCAUAAAUUGUGUGACUUUCCUGACAUCCUACCUAUUAAGGUUGUUUUCGAUAAGCAGGCAUAUUGUUUAGAAUGAACAAGGUGGCUAUAAUAGGAUGUGGAAUGAUAGGUCGGAGCUGGGCUAUGAUAUUUGCUGGGAGUGGUUAUAAAGUUUCUAUUUAUGACACGGUCCCAAAACAACUAGAGGAAGGUUUAGCUGCAAUAAAAUCAGAGCUUGAAAGCCUAAAAUCUGCAGCUCAGCUUAGAGGAACUUUAUCAGUUGAGGAACAAACAGCCUUGAUCGAAGGAACAACAGACCUUAAGUCAUGUGUUAACAAUGCCUUUUAUAUACAGGAAUGUGUAUUCGAGGACGUAGAGUUAAAGCGACAAGUCCACAGUAAGAUAGAUACUUUGAUGGGCGAGGAUGCCAUUCUUGCAAGUUCUACUAGCUGUAUUUUACCUGCCCGCAUUGCUGACCAACUUAAACAUAGAAAUAGAUUUAUUGUUGCUCACCCGACAAAUCCGCCCUAUUAUGUGCCACUGGUAGAACUCCUCCCCUCGCCAUGGGCUGAUGACGAUGUCUUAACCAAAACUAAGGAUUUAAUGGACAAAAUAGGUCAAACUCCAAUCACAGUCAAAAAGCAAAAGGAUGGACUAGUUUUGAACAGAUUACAAAAUGCAAUAUUCAAAGAAUGCUUUGAUUUGUUUAGGAAAGGAGUUAUGACAGCAACAGACAUAGACCUAGUAAUGACAGAAGGGUUGGGAAGACGAUAUGCCUUUCUUGGAGUGUUAGAAACUGCUUACUUAAAUGCUGAUGGCUUUGAUGUUUAUAGUCAAAGGUAUGCUAAGCCAAUACUUGAAGUUCAGAAGACGUUUGAACCACCAGAGCCUUUUAACGAUGUUCCUGUUCUCAGUAAGAUACAAGAGGAAAUGGUGAAGAAAACACCACUUAAUAAACUUCCUGAACGAUACCAAUGGAGAGAUGCUAGGUUAUCUGCUCUUAAUACACUCAUUAAAGACAUGAAUGAAGCUGAUGCUAGUAAACAGUGAAUAAAUAUCAAUAAAAUAUAGAUUUGA